Messenger RNA from Guillardia theta CCMP2712, 458 nucleotides. RefSeq lists its product as hypothetical. The transcript has 2 exons. The annotation marks the transcript as partial. NCBI's taxonomy places the organism in Eukaryota, Cryptophyceae, Pyrenomonadales, Geminigeraceae. The record is from RefSeq and is a predicted model, not a curated record.
GAAGCGAGCAUGGCGGGAGAAGGAGGGAAGAAAUUCUCUGCGAGCUGGCUGAUGGAGCAGCUGAUGAGGACCAAGGACGAGCUGAAGGAGGCGAAGAUGAACAUCAGGCUUCUGGAGGAGACGCUGAGCUCGCAGGCCGGGAAGACUAACGAGCUGAGGAUGAAGCUGGAGCAUCUGAUGAGCGAGAAGGCAAGCCUGGUCGAGCAGCUCAAGGCCGCCUCCUCUUCCUCCUUGAAUGCUUCGCAUCCUGGCGACGGAGCCGUGGAGAGCAGCAGGGCGAGCAGGCAGAGCACGGGGACUAGCGUGAGGAACCAGCUGGGAGAGAGAAGGAGUGGGAGCAAUCCCUCAAGCUCCUGGUCGACAGGAAGGCACAAGGGCGGUGGCAGGAGAGCGUUGAAGAUCGACGACUCCAAGGAGGAGACGGAGAUUCUGUCCUCCCUCAUCGCUGACCUCGAGGA